Messenger RNA from Acipenser ruthenus (sterlet), 2477 nucleotides. RefSeq names its product zinc-binding protein A33-like. The transcript is spliced from 6 exons. Bases 685 to 2112 code for a protein of 475 amino acids. Gene Ontology annotation, molecular function: zinc ion binding; protein binding. NCBI's taxonomy places the organism in Eukaryota, Metazoa, Chordata, Actinopteri, Acipenseriformes, Acipenseridae. The record is from RefSeq and is a predicted model, not a curated record.
CUUUUGAGGCAUAAGCAAUUAGGAAAUAACACUUACUACCCAGGAACAAAAAAAUAAAUAAUUGUUACACGGUGUUAUUUGUGUGUGUUUAGUAAUUUGCAUUGCUCUUAAGCUUACAUAGGGUGCAGUGCAAAAUAAUUGCCAGGCUGCAACACAAUCUGAAUUGUGCACAAGCAAUUAUUUGCACUGCGCCUAUGCUUACAUCUACCCUUAAAUAAUCCCACACAUUCAAGAGACACAACCUAUAAUGUAAUCACACCUUAUGACAAUGUGAUGGUUGGUUAGCAUGUCCUUGUUGCAAUUUCUCUCCUCCACUGUCUCUCUAUUUACAAAAUACAAUAAUCUUUAUUUUCAAAAUUAGCACAUUAAAGCUGAAUAUAAAUGCAAUACAAUAUUGCCACUUGUGGCAUUGGGUAUAUCACACCUGAACAAGGAAGCUGUUUUUUUUUUUUUUUUGGUUAAACAGGUUUCAUUUAGAAAUACAUUUGUAAUUAAGUAUGGAUGUAGUUAAAAGGUAUUGAGCUACUAAAAUGUAGAACAAAAAUGUAAAUUCCAAUAAAAGCAAAGUUGUUAAAUUCUGCAUCUGUAAUAACAAAUUAGAAUGAAAGUGAAAGUAGGUUGAAGUUCUUCUCUGAUUAUAAGGAGCCAUUACAGUUAGCAAGGCAGGGUGUGACUUGUACAGAAAUGGCAGCAAACACUUCUGGUCUGGAAGAAGAGCUUUCCUGUGCUGUGUGCUGUGAGAUUUUCAAGGAUCCUGUAACUCUUCGUUGUAACCACAGCUUCUGUAAAGCAUGUCUGGAUCGCUACUGGCAAGAUAAGAAAACUCGGGAAUGUCCAGUGUGCAGGGGGAGGUCCUCAGGCCCUCAGCCGCCUGUGGAUUUCAGGCUCAGGAAUAUUGUGGAGUCCUUUUUAAAAGAACACAGUCACAAACCUCCAGUGCCGACUGGAAUGCUCUGCAGUUUGCAUGAUGAAAAACUGAAGCUGUUCUGUGUGGAUGAUAAAGAAGCUGUCUGUGUUGUUUGUCAAACUUCAGAGAAACAUGAGAAUCACAAGUUCCGGCCAGUUCAGGAAGCUGCAAGGGAUUUUAAGGAAGAAAUCAAGACUACAAUGAAGCCCUUGCAGGACAAGCUGGAAUCCUUUAAUAAAGUUAAAAAAGAAUGUGAUAAAACAGCAAAGCACAUCAAGAAACAAGCCCAGCAAACAGAGAGGCAGAUAAAGGAGGAGUUUGAAAAACUUCACAAGUUUCUACGAGAUGAAGAAAAGGCCAGGAUAGCUGCACUGAGGGGGGAAGAGGAACAAAAGAAAAAACUCCUAGAAGACCAGUUGGAGAAUAUUACAAGAGAAAUAGCAACCCUUUCAGAUACAAUCCGAGUGAUGGAGCGGGAAAUGAAAGCAGAAGAAGUCUCAUUCCUUCAGAACUACAAUGAUACAAAGAGAAGAGCCGAGUGCACACUGCAGGAUCCAGAGUGUGUUUCAGGAGUGCUGAUAGAUGUAGCCAAGCACCUGGGCUCUCUGAAGUACAAAGUCUGGGAGAAGAUGCUGGGAAUUGUUCAAUACACUCCAGUGACUCUGGAUCCCAACACAGCACACCCUGCUCUGAUACUCUCUGAUGAUCUAACAAGUGUAAAACACAGUGAUGAUAGACAGCAGCUUCCUGACAACCCAGAGCGGUUUCAUCCCUGUGUUAAUAUGUUGGGUUCUGAGGGAUUCACUUCAGGGAAACACUGCUGGGAAGUUGAGGUGGGGAACAAAACUAACUGGACUCUAGGUGUGACAAAAGAGUCCAGCAAGAGGAAAGGGGGCAUCAAGCUGAACCCAGAAGGAGGAUACUGGGCUAUAGCCCUGAGGGAUGGGGAUCGUUACAGUGCAUAUAUCUCACCAGUGACACAACUCACUCUGGAGAAUAAACCCAAGAAGAUUAGAGUUCAGCUGGACUAUGACGGGGGAGAGGUGGCAUUCUUUGAUGCCAGUGAUAUGAGACCUAUCUACACUUUUAAAGAGAGAUUUACUGAGAGAAUGUUUCCAUAUUUCUCUCCUUACCUAAAUAAAGAUGGGAAAAACUCUGCGCCCCUUAAAAUCUGCCCUGUGAAGACAGUUAUAAAAGUGGACUAGUCUGAUGUGUUCAGGGUAAACAACAACAACAAUAAUAAUAAUAAUAAUAAUAAUAAUAAUAAUAAUAAUAAUAAUAAUAAUAAUAAUAAUAAUAAUGAACCUGUGAUCCUGUACACUGAUGUGAGGCAGGGCCCUUAAUGUAUUUAGUGUGUGUGUGUUGGUGAUUGAGUGCUAAUUGGAGAGUGGCCACAGGUAUAAAAGGAAGGAAAAAUUUGUCUGAUGGAGAGAGUAGGUGAGGGUGAGGGUGAGGGUGAGGGUGAUGCCCAGCCUAUUGUACUUAUUGUUUUGUUUAACCUUAUGUUGGCCCUUGUGUCUGUUUAUUUGUUCGUGUGUUUAUUUGUUUUUUUAUUUGUUUAAUAAAUGUG